This is a messenger RNA of Lampris incognitus (smalleye Pacific opah), 2019 nucleotides long. RefSeq names its product family with sequence similarity 49 member A (gene cyria). The record is from RefSeq and is a predicted model, not a curated record. Gene Ontology annotation, molecular function: small GTPase binding. NCBI's taxonomy places the organism in Eukaryota, Metazoa, Chordata, Actinopteri, Lampriformes, Lampridae. Gene Ontology annotation, biological process: regulation of actin filament polymerization. The transcript is spliced from 12 exons. The coding region runs from base 179 to 1150 and encodes 323 amino acids.
GUCCGUACUCCGCAGCUAUCCGGGCGCUGAACUAGGGAGGUGGAAGUAAAGCUCUGCCUGGUCAAUAGUUCGACUUUUAACUCCCCAAAAGCACCGUCUCAAGAGUAUAACCGAAUCAAAGAGAAAGCGGAUGAUCUAGACGCCAAACCAGGGUCCUCCAUAGAGAAGGUUUGCUGGAAUGGGUAACCUGCUAAAAGUCCUAACAAAGGAAAUUGAGAACUAUCCCCACUUUUUCCUGGACUUUGAAAAUGCCCAGCCUGGUGAAGGUGAGCGUGAGGUAUGGAACCAGGUGAACUCUGUCCUGCAGGACUCUGAGAGCAUCCUGUCUGGCCUGCAAGCGUACAAGGGAGCAGGACAGGAGAUCAGAGAUGCCAUCCAGAACCCAAAUGACCUGCCGCUGCAAGAGCGGGCCUGGAACUCAGUCUGCCCCCUGGUCAUCAGGCUAAAGAAGUUCUACGGCUUCUCACUCCGACUAGAGGAGGCACUUCAGAGUUUGUUGGAGUCCCUCACCUGCCCGCCCUACACUCCCACACAGCACCUGGAGAAAGAGCAGGCACUGGCCAAACAGUUUGCAGAGAUCCUCCACUUCACACUGCGCUUCGAUGAACUCAAGAUGAGGAUUCCUGCCAUCCAGAACGACUUCAGCUACUACAGAAGAACCAUCAGUCGAAACCGGAUAAACAACAUGAAUUUGGACAUUGAGAACGAGGUCAACAACGAGAUGGCAAAUAGGAUGUCCCUUUUCUAUGCCGAGGCCACACCCAUGCUGAAGACCCUCAGCAACGCCACCACAAACUUUGUGACAGAGAAUAAGACCCUACCUCUGGAGAACACGACAGAUUGUCUCAGCACCAUGGCCAGCGUCUGUAAAGUCAUGCUCGAAACACCGGACUAUGCUAGUCGGUUCAGCAGUGAGGACACCCUGUUGUUUUGUAUGAGGGUCAUGGUGGGAGUAAUCAUCCUUUACGACCACGUUCACCCCAACGGAGCCUUCAAUAAGUCCUCCAAGAUAGACAUGAAAGGCUGCAUAAAGGUCCUGAAGGAUCAGCCAGCAGACAAUGUCGAAGGCCUCCUGAAUGCCCUCAAAUUUACCACAAAACACCUGAACGACGAGUCCACCCCGAAGAAUAUCCGGACAAUGCUUCAGUAAUGUUCUCCUCUUUUUACAUUAACAGAUAUGAAGAGGCUCAAUGUUCUGACCUCAGAAAAAAAGAUGUAUAUGUUUACAUUAUUUAAAAAAAAAAGAAUUGAUGUUGACACUCGUGUGUAUUUGCAUAGUCAUUCCCUCCAAGUUACUGAAACCCACAGAUCAAGUACCAUUUACUUAAAAACCCAACAAAUUAUGACUCGACUACACUGGUGAUAGUUUUCGAAGCACAAACUAUGGAUGCCUAUCAGCUUUUCGUAUUAAAACUCUCUCGGUAGCAUUUGGAGACCCAGCCCUCUUUUACUAGGAGUGAGAAUAAAGGUGAUCAGCACAGGAAAAAUUAGCUGAAGUUUUGUAUUCGCUGUUUUGUUUUUAAUUCAUCCGGCAAUUGGGAUAGCUAAUUUUUCUUCAUUCCAUUUGACAGUUUUAUAAGAAUUGUAUCAUGUCUUGAAUCCAACGGGGUUUUAUCUGCCUUGUUUUCUUGCCUGCAGAACAUUUCUUAAACCUGUUGAAUUGUAUUGGGAUGAGGAAAAUCAUCUCCCUGGGUUUUUAUUUUCUCUUCUUCCAUCUGUUUAACGAUAAAUACGGCUUUUUUUUUUAAUAGAAAAUAAGACCAUGAAUCCCUUGACGACAACUUUUUUCUUUUUCUUUUUUUUUCCAAAGCCUAAAACUUGGUGCUUCAAUUAGCAGGUGCAUUUGAUUUGUCACCCUGCACAUUAGGGUCAUGGGCAGUUUUCUCUAGGUCAAGCUGUUUUCUAACAUCCUCUAGGCUGAAAUUGUACCCGACACAUGCACCUGGAGCAAUAUGUCCACCGCUUAAGUAAAAUGUGACCGUGGUAAGAUCCACGCUGCUGACUUGUUUACAGUGCCUU